AUGAUCGUGUAUCAGGCGACCGUGUGGAUCGACAAUACGCCCUUCAAUCGCCAGUUCUUGUAUGACCUGUUCGGGGCAUUGCCUGGCGAGAUCCUCGACCUAUCCAAAUGCGACAGGCAGGCCGUGAUGCUCUGCACUCGCCACCACUACACCCUGCUGGUAUCCGGCUUCGUGAUCGCGGUGGUAUGGAUGGGGCUGUCACUGGUUCUGACGUCCUUCCGCAUCCCCCACAUCACAGCCCUGCUGUGGACCACAUACCCGGCCAUCGUGGUGUAUUAUGCCUUUGGCGUCUCCCCGCUUUGCUUCCCGAUGAUUCCGACCUGUCUACUGGAGGACCUUGUCAAUGUCCUCAAUUUCUUCUUCCCCGCCACCAUCCAGUUCCCCGACAGCCUGCAGGCAAGCCCGGGGUGCCUUUCCAACGCUCAUAAUUCCACGGAGAGGGCGGCCUGCAUCCUAUCCUGCUCCCAGCAGCCCUUUGAUUAUGUAUCGUGGGAGGCGGAAAUCUCCUGGUGGACCUGCCUCGUAUCCACGGGUCUCUGCAGGUCGGUCGAUAGCUUCGUCACCAGCCGCCCCGUCCUCAACAAGCUCACCUCCCUGCACAAGAACCUCGCAGUCAAGGCCGCGAUUGUGGAAGGCAACAACAUGGAUAUGAUCGUGGCGCAGUCGGCAUGCGCCACCCUGAACAUCUGGAGGAUCAUACCCCUCAUCAUGAUCCUCUUCCUCGUGUUCUACGCCUUCAGCGUCAUCGCUACCUUCCCCUUCUUCCUCUUCAAUGAGGUCAUCAGGCUGGCGAUCCAGAGCGUGAUCAUGACGCACACGGACUAG
Molecule: messenger RNA, 825 nt
Organism: Guillardia theta CCMP2712
Lineage: Eukaryota; Cryptophyceae; Pyrenomonadales; Geminigeraceae
Exons: 1
Coding region: 1-825 (274 amino acids)
Source: RefSeq, a predicted model, not a curated record